AUGAUUUCUUGGAAGACGGUAGUCGUUGGCUACCUUGCUGCUGCUUGUCUCUACACUGUAGUCGCCUUGGAAAGGCACGCGCUUAGAGGAGAACCGCCCAUAGAGCGCGCUCUUCCACCCAGUGUGUCACUCCCAGUCCCAGGGCCCAACUACUACUUGUGGGCUGACAACUCGGCUGGUGUAACGUUCUAUAAUCUGGCUGGCGGUGCCUACAGGAUCAUAGCGUCUUCGUCUGCGGGCCACUGGAUUGGUGGGAAGGGGUGGAAUCCUGGAUCUCCUCGCUCAAUUGUAUUCACGUCAAACCUCGGUACCAACGACGGCGCCAACCUCGGCGUCUAUGGAUGGACCACAAACCCACUUGUCGAAUAUUAUGUCGUCGAAAGAUACUGGAUGUACAACCCAUCCACCGGCGGUAGACUUCUUGGCACGUUUACCUCGGACGGGUCAACUUACACCGUGCUCACAUCCACUCGUGUGAAUCAGCCCUCUAUUCAAGGUACCACCUCCUACACGACGGUCUGGUCUAUCCGUUCCUCACGCCGUACAAGUGGCACCGUGACGUUAGCCAACCACUUCAAUGCCUGGAGGUCAUUUGGAGUUCAACUCGGAUCGCAUAACUUGCAGAUUGUCGCUACUGAGGGUAACUUCAUCGCUCUUAAUGUGACUGUCACAGUUGCAGAAGGCCCGGCCGUGUCGAGCACACGCAGUACAAGCCUUAGCACAAGUGUGUCGUCGACUGCAAGCGCCAGUUCGAUCUCAUCAGACCCAAACGUGAGUACAACUGCAGCAGGCGUUAAGAUUUACACGCUCAAUUCUGGAAUAGUGCGCGAAACUAUGGGAAAUGUGCGGCGGGGAGGGAUGGAAUGGUCCCUUUUGCUGCCAAAACAGCCGAUGCGUAGUGGUGACAAAGUGGUACUCGCAAUGUUUAGCAUAGCUCUUGUCGUAAGGGGUAUCCAGCCUUACAGUAUACUACUGGCGAAGAAAGGAUCUAUUCUGAAGACAUAA
Molecule: messenger RNA, 1005 nt
Organism: Serendipita indica DSM 11827
Lineage: Eukaryota; Fungi; Basidiomycota; Agaricomycetes; Sebacinales; Serendipitaceae
Source: the annotation of a GenBank genome assembly